Molecule: messenger RNA, 1208 nt
Organism: Liolophura sinensis
Lineage: Eukaryota; Metazoa; Mollusca; Polyplacophora; Chitonida; Chitonidae
Exons: 3
Coding region: 3-1076 (357 amino acids)
Source: RefSeq, a predicted model, not a curated record
UCAUGAAGACCAACAUAAGCUGUAUACAACUAUCCAUAUGUUUGAUAUUUAAGGUAAUUGUUUACUUUGCUUCUUCUGCCAGUUGCCAUGGAUACAUGAAGUAUCCUCCGAGCCGCGGGUCUUUGCGAGAUUUCGGAUACGAGAAUGCGGCCGUGAAUUAUGAUGUACAUGGCCAGAACUGCGGAGGAAAGUUGCGACAAUGGACAAAAAAUAGCGGGAAAUGUGGUGUGUGCGGAGAUCCGUAUGACGUGUAUCCAAGACAACACGAAGCCCCGGAUGGAAAAUUCGCCACGGGCACAAUAGUGAAGAGGUACAAUCAGGGGCGACAACUCGAUGUCGAGGUGGUUAUGACUUGGGGCCAUAGAGGAUGGAUGGAGUUUCGGUUAUGUCCCAUUGACAACAAGAAUACCCCUCCCACACAGGAAUGCUUGGACAAGUACCUACUGAGCAAGUCUGGGUCUGACGAAACAAGAAUGGCUGUUGAGGCAUUUGGGAAGAGGGAGAUAAUACGGCUAAGCCUGGACUUACCCACGACCCUCGUGUGUUCCCAAUGUGUCCUGCAGUGGAAGUACCACACGGGCAAAGACUGGGGCUGUGAACCGACAGGAAAGUGUGGUUUGGGGCUCGGGCCCCAAGAAGAGUUCUACACAUGCGCAGAUAUCGCUAUAGAUCCCUCAACCCCUAGAAUGACGACGACUACGACUACUUUGGUUUCCACAACAACAACAACAGCAGGAAAGACGACUAGACCUGUUCCAAAAACAAUAACAAGGACUGUAACAACAACGACCAUACCAUCUCCCACAAAAGCAGCAACAACGACAACGACAUCCACCAGGCGACCAACAACGACUUUAACACCUUCUCCAGCAAUUUCUCAUACAGCCACGUCUACGAGGAGAAUCACGGACCGCACUACUAGAUCCAGAGAGGAAAAUGAGGCGCUUGUGUGGGCGUGCCGAGCCAUUGGGAACAGAGGUCUGUUUUACGACAACUGGUGCCGUGGCAAUUGUAGAAUGCAGUUCUGCCCGAGGUCAUUUUGUAACGACGACUGUCAGCGCCUAAAGCCAUAUUAACAAACUCCUGAAUGCUAUCGGACGUCCGGCAGUGGUUUCUAAACGGUUUACUCUCCUGUUGUUGUACCAAUUUUUUUUAAAUAUAAUUUAUGUCUUAGGUUGACACAGCACUAAAAUUCGCCAUACUAUUUA